Messenger RNA from Hermetia illucens (black soldier fly), 7116 nucleotides. RefSeq lists its product as uncharacterized. Lineage: Eukaryota; Metazoa; Arthropoda; Insecta; Diptera; Stratiomyidae. The coding region runs from base 231 to 6401 and encodes 2056 amino acids. The record is from RefSeq and is a predicted model, not a curated record. The transcript has 10 exons.
ACACCACACACGCUCACUAGAAAAUUUUCCUAAACAUCUUUCCGAUCUCAGAUUGGGGGUACGAAAAUGUUUUCUGAUGUUCGAAAUGCAUUCCGGUCAUUUCCUCGUACUCGUCUAGUCGCAAAAAUUAUGUAAAAGUGAGGUGCCUGUAGAAAAGAUAUAUUUUUAAAAAUUUCUUUUUAUUUUUUAUUUUAUUAAGAAAGGAAAUCGAAAACAAAGAGUAGUUCCAUAUGGGCAAGAAGGGUACUAAACGAAAGACCCAAUGGCGUACACUUGCAAUUACGGAAUGUCCUCAGCAACAUUCAAAAAGUGCAUUGAUAAAAAAGUAUUCGCUGGAGAACAACAGCAACAGUGUGAAUUUAACAAACACCACCGAAACGAACAAUGUCGACAAAGCUAUAUCACAAGAUGAUGAUUACAGUAAUCACAAGUCAUAUACAGAUCCCUCAUACUUCAAACGAAAACUGUCUACAUCCUCCGAUUAUCGAAACGAUUAUCGACAUAAUUAUAGUUAUAGUUACAGUAGUAAGCAUAAUAGUACUUCAUCGACAUCAUCACUGUAUUCAUCGUCACGUUACCCAUCAUAUCGACGCCGGCCAUUCUCAUCGCUUCAGAAUGGUUCCUCGAGAUAUUCUAGCUUUGGUGCUGAAAGGACAACUAGCCGAGGCCAUCGAACUUCAAUAUCAAAUCGAACUGGGGGCAAUACAACGAUAAAACACCCUUUUAAUGAAGAUGAUUAUACUCGAAUAAGUACGCCACGACAAGAUGUGAUCUUUAAAAAGGGUUAUUUUUCACAACCAAAGAAGUAUAUGUCUUCAACUGAUACAAAUACAACAUCAUCGGCAGCGGCUAGUAUUGUUUCAGGAGAAGAAUCCGUGUCCGCCUUAAGUGUACCUUCAUUAAGCCCCGAGCAAUGCUCAUCACUAGGCGAUCCUCUUGAUCCGGAACAGGGUUUUGUCUACAGUUUUAUUGAUCAAAAUGGUGUUGUGUAUUCAUGUGUUCCAAAUGGUUUUGACCAAUAUAACAGCCAAAUGAUGAUGUUGCCUUAUGGUUUUCCGCCUUAUAUGUGCUCACCAGAAGAUGUUGUAAGUCCUACAGGUUUGAAUGAAGAAGAAAGCGAACAAAAUCGAACGUCAGUUGAAUCCCAUGAGAUUCCUUCAAGUGAUCUCAACGAAACGAAAGUGAUAGAUGAAGUGCCUAAGGACGCUUCAAGCUCAAUAGAGGAAACUCUGAGUGCGCAAGAAAACGAUGACAAUAAAAAUGGUGAAGAAGUUAAGGAAGCAACAUCAGACGAAGCAGAGACAUCAGAAGUCACUGUAACUCCAUCAGGAGAUGCAGAAAAUACAGAAGAAAUUAUGGAAAAUGAAGAAAUUCCGGACGCUGUACAAAAUAUCCCUGAACAAUUUUAUAAUUAUGGAUAUCCGCCAUACUAUUCUCCUCAGAUUUUGUAUCCAUACAUGAUCCCUCAACAAUUUGUUCCCGUAUUUGGAAAUGAAUUUGAUGUUCCGAAUGAGGAAGAGUAUACUGAGGAUCUCGCAGACCAGGAUGGCGUACAGUACAAGUGUCGGAAGAAGAGACGAGAUACUGCAGGAAAUUCUACAGGAGUUAGUGCUGCUACAACCGACUACUCAGAUGAUGAGGAUGUGCAGGACGAAAACAGCAACCCGAAAGAAGAAAGCAUGGAAACUGAAGAAAGUGAAGACAACGACAUGAAAGAAAGCGUAACGCAAUCUAACGAGACUGAACACAAACAAGUAACACUUAAUGUAAACGUGAAAGAAUUCGUCCCACGUGGCAUCGUGAAAUCAACCCUUAAUGUGAACGUUGAAGAGUUUCAUCCUAGAAGCCGAAAGAACUCGACGAGUACACACGAUGCAUCAGAACAUCAAGGACAGCUCCCAUCACUGUCAGAAACAACACAAGUGCAUCCUAUACCAGAUGAGAGCAGAGAGCGAGCCAAGCCGGUCCAGAAUAGGGUAGAGAAGAGAUCAACAGAGCUCACAUUAGCAGAGAAAAUCAAACAAAGACUCGCUGAGGAGUCGAAGGAACAAAAACGAGAGACUCUGCAGAAGUCAUUGCCUCAACGCCGGAGUGCUAAGAAAUACUUAUCAAGAAAACUUGAAGGCACACAAAAACGUAGCUCACGGAUCGCAAAGAAACCUGAAAAUCCUAGCAAUGAGAAAACCCAACCGUCGCAAACUCAAAAUUCGCCUCCAGCCCAGCCAAGUUAUGCCCAAAUUGCCAAUAGUAGGUUGUCAACAAAUGAUAAGAUUAUAACCGACGCGGUUCCAACGUCUAAAGAAAAUGUCGUGAAUCAGUCCACGACUGAGAAUUUGGUAGACCCUAAAAUAAAAGCAGAGUCGGUUAACAAACCCACUGCGGUUUAUCCAGAAACAUCGGCUGAAGUGAAUACCAAUGCGGUUGUUUUAUCAGUUGACACAUGGCAGACGGUGAAACCUCGCGGAAAGCGCGGAAAACAUAUUAAGGAACGAACUCUUGACGAGAAUUAUAACGAGGAAGUUACGGAGGAAUCAAUUGAACAAGUAGAAACAAAAGCGGAGGAGGUUGUUUCCCUGGAUUCGUCUAUGGAGGAAUCAUCUGACACAAGGGACGAACCAGAAGAACUGGAAGAACCAGAAAAACCGAAGGAAUCUGAAGAACAUAUUCCAGUACCCAAUUCUACUAGUGAGACAGUCUCUGCAGCCGAAGCGAAGUCAGAGGAAACUGUCCCUUCCACACCAAAGAAGAAAACUCCAAAAGCAAAAGGCCGCAAAGGAUCGAAGAAAACUAAAGAGGGAUCAGCGAAAAAACAAAAGAAACUUGAAUUGGUCGAACCUAUUUUUGAAUUGCCUAAUAAGACUGAAACAUCUCAUGAUAACGAAGAACUUAGUCAUGACGUGAUAGAUUCAAAGGACGACGCAAUACUCGAAGAGGUUGAAACGUACGAAGUUAACGCUGAUGAUAUUGAUUCAAGUCAAAGUAGACUCUCUCCGCCAAAAUCAGACUUUUCGUUUGAUCGAUUAUUCCUUACUAAAGGGUUUGUUAAAAAUCCUUUGGAUAUAUUAAAAGGAUUCGAUUAUAAAUAUAAAAACAACUCGAUUUUAAGAGAGGAAGAAGAAAUGGUGCUCAGUGUUAUCAAAUCUAUUAGUAACAAUGCAUCCAGUCCCCCUAGAGUGAGUCCUUCGACGUCGAUGAUUGAAGAGGAUGACGACGAAGACAAGACCAUUGUUGAUAAUCAGGACGGUCAGGAUAAUUUUUCUGAGACGGACACUGUCUCAGAAUUAUCAUCUGGUGGUGAUGUUGAAGAAAAUAAUGUUGAUAUUCAAUUAAAGUCAGGGGGCAGUGGUAUUUCUGGAGACAUGACAGAGACUAAAGCUGAAGAUUUGAACCAAAUAUCCAAGAAUGACUCUGACAGUUCCUGCGAAAUAUUAGCUGAUGAUCUAAGCAAGGAAUCGAGUGAUACUAGCUGUUGUGCAGAAGUCAAUCGCAAUCGUCUGCCUACUAUUGAAACCACAGCAGAUACGCCUAUUGAGAAUGGUCCACAAGUAAACGCAGGCGAAGAUUCAAAGGAAAGCGAGGAUGCAGUUGACGAUUUCCCGUCAACUGAAAAUACAGAAGCCACUGACAAUGCUCCGGAACAAAAGGACUCGAUUGAAUUGCCUGAUGUUCAGGUUUCGGCGGAUUUGGAAGCGCAGGAUGUGCACCCAAUAACUGAAGAAAUUCGCGUAGUCCUUAAUGAUGAAUUGAAGGACAAUUCCGCUUCAAAUCAAGUGGGUGAUGAUCAACAAGUUGGAAAUGAUAAAACCGAAGAAGUUACCCCAGAAAUUACAGAGGUGUCGCCAAAGGAACGCUUGGAUGCUGGUGACAUCGACAUUCUAGAGAAUGAGAUUGUUUCUGACAAUAAUAUAUUACAUGAAACUCAAAAGGAGUCUAGUGCUAUCCCAGGAGAAAAUCAUUUAACGAAUGGUCAAUGCGAUGAUCAAAUUUCGGAGAAACUAGCUGAAGGUGACUUAGAUGUAACUUCAGAUGAUGAAGGACGCAAGACUACAGAAGUUGAUAUAAGUGUUGAAAACACGGAUCCAGCUAAACUGCAGAAAUCUCCCUAUGUUAACCACAAUGGUCUUGUCAAUGAUAAAGAGAAUAUCUCAAACAAUCUCUUGGAGAAUAAAUCCCUUGAUGGCAUAUCAGAAUUCAUCACAUCUCCACCAAAAAAAGUAGAGUUGACAAGUAGGUUACCCAACCUUUUAUUUGAUAAUUCAGAUACAAAUGAAGUACUUAAAUCAACUGCCGAACAGAUCAGAAUUAUAACCAAUGGAGACCUCGACACAUCCUCUCACAGUAGCCUAGAAAACUUGAACGAAUCAUUUACGCCUCUCUCUGAGCUCUCAAAUGAAGACGUUACCAAUGAGGUGCGCAGGUCCCUGACAGGUUCACCUUUCGAGCACAAGGAACGAAUACUUGAAGAUCUUGAUGAAAUUAUUGUUCCGAAACUUGAUACGAAGGACCAUAAUGGCUCCACUGAUUUCACAGUAUGCUUAAAUGUUCUCAGCACAAUUAUUCAAAGCAGAGAAUGCUCGCUUGAACCUGAAAAAAGUUCCGUAAAUUUAACACAUCGAAAAUAUUCCCUCCAGCAAAAAGUAAGUAGGGAGUGCUCCAUUGAGCCUGCCAUGGACAGAAAAUGCUCCUUGGAACCAGGGUGCAAACCAACGGAGGAUUACUUAACAUGUGUAAAUGUCCUCAGCAAUCUAAUUAGGAGCAGAGAAUGUUCAAUUGAACCAGAAUCUGCAGGCAAAGGAAUAGGUUUGAAUGGUUGGAGUGACUUCACUGACAAGGAGACUGAAGCAGCGGUGAAUGGACUUGAUAUUAAGAAUUUUCCAACCAUGGACAGAAAACAGAAGACUCAACAUGCAAGUUCCGAACGGAAAGGAACAAAUAAAGGAACUGUCAUUUCUAAUGGUUCUGAUUCCUCUGAAUCAAUUGCAGAUUCAGGAACAUCAGAUGAUAUGGUUAACAAAGAUUCAUCACGCAUACUGAAUGCAAGCAUUUCAUGUGACCGUAGCUCUGGCAUUGGAUCCGAUUGCGAAGACAAUCAACCUUCUAGUCCGGGAUGUAAUGAAACCAAACAUCACUCAUCAACGGUAGUCGAUUCAAAUCUAGUUUCACCGAAUGGCCGCAUCACUCGUAAGCUAUUCCCCUGCAACACUGCCGCACCAGAUGAUGUUUGUUCAAUACAAACCGAAAAUAUGCCUACAUUUGUGCUUCCUAAUUUAUCUCAAUCGAAUUCCGUUAAUUGUGAUAACCAAUUUGUGUCUUAUACCUCGUCGAAAAGUUACUUGGGCUCUACCGCAAAUACUGACCUGACAUCGUUGAGGGAAUCCAAAUGUGAGGAUCUAGCGUUAAGUACGAGUUCGAAAUUCCCCUCUUCAAGUGAGAAUCAGUCAAAUCAGUUUCCACUUACGGAAGCUGUGAAACUGUGGCUUGUUCAGGAAUCAAAAGAACCCACCCCAGAACCUCUCUUACGUAUUCCGGAUGAUCCAUGCUUAAAGAGUUUCCUUGCGAAGCGACUCCAACCAGCUGAUGCAGAUGAGGAGGAUGAUUAUUCAUCUACGGAUGGUAGUGAGUCGGAGAGUGAUCCAGAUAACCUUGACCGUUACGAGCCUGAAGAAAAAGAGACAGACUAUUUACAGAAACAUAAAUCGAAUCCAAAAAACUUGGUAAGCAACCCCUUGCAUGUGUCAUCUUGUAAUGAGGUUACCAUCGAUAGCGAUAGUGACUACAACAGCGACAGUAACGACCACCAUCUUACUGAUCGUAGUGAUGACAAUACGUGCAAGAGGGUUGCUGAAAUCUUCUCGGAUAAUUCAGAAAGCCAAUCAGAUAAAAAUGAUCUCCUUGAAUAUUGGGACGAUGAGUUUAUACGUAAUCCUAAGAAAUGGCUAGGACCACGUCAAUCAACCGCAUCGUCCUUACCAACAGCCGAAAUACACAGCCGGAGUACAAGUGCAAUUCGGGACUCCAGACGGUCACCCUCGGCCGAAGUGGAGCCCUACGAGAGUGUCUACGGCAAAACAAUCGACUACAAUCAGCUACUAGCGAAUAAUUGUGAAUUCCUAAGCAGUAAUAUCCUUAGCUUUAAUAAAAACGACAGGAAUGAGAAACCUGACAACAAACACCAGACAACAAACAUGCAAAUCAAGACUAGCGAAAUUUAUCGUGAAAGCAAAAAAUCGCUUGGUAGUAAUAAUAAUUUUUAUAACAAAACCCCUAACAAUAAUACAGUGAAUAACCUCAGUGCAAGCUCCGCCGGCUCCCCCGCCUCCCCUAGCAAAUCUAGCUCACGAUUGAAUCCUAACGACGAGAAUUGUCUCAAGCCACCAGAAGUUUGUUGCGUACUAAUGUAGAUAUUUAUAUAAUGAAGUCCACAAAUCCGCAACUGCACCCCCUACUCCCCUAUCCGCGUAAUUUAUGGCGCCUGCUUCCCAAACGCCUGUAUCUUACUUAUACAUACAUAUAUAAUUAUUAUUACUACAUUAUUUUUAUUUACACGUGGAUAAUUCUUAUAAAAGACGCGAAUCUAUUUGAAUAAAAAAAAAAUUGUGAAAAAAAUCUACAAAAACUUAUCCAAACACAACGUUAAAGAUAGAUAUGUAUAACUUUUUAAUGAAGCGUAAACACAUUGUUGUAUUUCAUUUAAUAUUUCCUUGUCAUUUGUCAUUUUGUGUUUUAUCAUUUUAGAUGUACAUUCUACCUUGGUUUCGAUUUAGUUCUUUUCUUAUUUUUUAUCUGCUUCGUUGAAGUGAAAUGUUAAAAUGCUAACGUUAAAAUUUAACUUAAAUUGUUACUGAAGUUGAAGAGGAAAAUUAGGAGAACAACCCAAUCCACACGAAUACGAAAUUGAGUAUUUCGAGAUAUUGUUGCUUACUAUGAAAGUCUAAAAUUAUCACGUAGACAAUUGCAUAUUAUAUACAUACAUACAAUGCAAAUACAAUUCAAUGUACUACACUCGAAUCAGAGUGCCAAUUAAAUGAAGCAAUAUUGUUAUACAUAUGUAACACAUGAAAAAAGAAAGGAAACCAAUGAAAAACUCAAAUAUAAAAAUAAAGUAUAAAAACAGAA